Molecule: messenger RNA, 1923 nt
Organism: Toxotes jaculatrix (banded archerfish)
Lineage: Eukaryota; Metazoa; Chordata; Actinopteri; Toxotidae
Gene: slc6a11a
Product: solute carrier family 6 member 11a
Exons: 14
Coding region: 99-1916 (605 amino acids)
Biological process (GO): sodium ion transmembrane transport
Cellular component (GO): membrane
Source: RefSeq, a predicted model, not a curated record
CUUGUGGCUAACAGACCUUGCAGUCUGUCAAUUAGGAAGCCCCAUACAAAUGUGCAUCGCACAGUCCCCAGCCAGUCAAUCCAGAAACUCAAGGAUCUAUGCCAGUCUCGCCAUUAGACCACUUCUCCCUCAGCGGUAUGGCAGACUCUCUGUGCAGGCUGUGCCAUCUCCCUCCGGGGACUACUUCACCAACAGUCGAGGAGCGUGGCAAGUGGGGCAGCAAAAAGGAGUUCCUCCUGACUGUGGCUGGUGCUAUUAUUGGACUUGGAAAUAUAUGGAGAUUUCCAUAUCUGUGCUACAAGAAUGGUGGUGGUGCAUUCUUCAUACCUUAUAUCCUGUUCUUGGUGACCUGUGGCAUUCCCCUGUUCAUAUUGGAGACAGCACUGGGCCAGUACACCAGUCAGGGGGGAAUCAUGUGCUGGAGGAAGAUCUGCCCCUUGUUUGAAGGCAUGGGAUAUGCCAGCCAAAUGAUCAUUUUCUACGGAUCCAUCAGCUACAUUGUGAUUUUAGCCUGGGCCUUUCUCUACUUUUUUUCCUCCUUCUCUGGAGAGUUGCCAUGGGCCACUUGUAAUAACACGUGGAAUACAGACGCUUGUGUGGUAAUAAACGACUAUAACGCGACUGCUAACUGGACCUCCCCGGUGAAUGCCUCAUCAUCCGUGACAGAGUUUUGGCAACGACGGGUGUUAAAUAUAUCCACCGGAAUAGAAGAAUUGGGAAACAUACAGUGGGACCUUUCUUUGUGCCUUCUUCUGUCCUGGAUCAUCUGCUACUUCUGUGUCUGGAAGGGAGUGAGAUCCACAGGAAAGGCAGCCUACUUCACAGCCACAUCGCCCUUCAUCAUGUUAGCAGUGCUGUUUCUCAGAGGAAUGACCCUUCCUGGAGCCUUCCAUGGUAUCAAGUACUACCUGUACCCCAAUCCUGCACGGCUCGCUGACCCACAGGUUUGGAUGGAUGCUGGAACACAAAUAUUUUAUUCCUAUGCCAUAUGUUUGGGAUGUCUGACGACACUUGGGAGCUACAGCAAGUACAACAACAACUGUUACAGAGACUCCUUCUUUCUUUGCUUGUUGAACAGUGGGACCAGCUUUAUAUUUGGCUUUGCCAUCUUCUCAGUUCUGGGCUACAUGUCACAACAACAGGGUGUUGAUAUUUCUACAGUUGCUGAGUCAGGCCCUGGCCUUGUCUUCAUAGUAUAUCCACAAGCUGUGACCCUUCUGCCGUGGCCUCAGUUCUGGUCCAUGUUCUUCUUCGCUAUGAUCAUCUUGUUAGGAAUAGACAGUCAGUUUGUUGGGCUCGAAAGCAUCAUGACCUCUUUGGAAGACAUCUACCCUUCCCAGAUCCGAAAAGGAUACCGCAGAGAGCUUGUUCUGAUGCUCAUCUGUGCUUUUUGCUAUGGGUUUGGCCUGCUUCUGGCGUCUGGGGCUGGUGCGUACAUUCUGCAGAUCUUUGAUCACUAUGUAUGCAGUGGUCCCACUCUUCUCCUGAUGGCAAUCUUUCAGUCAGUGAUCAUUGGACGGAUUUAUGGUGCUGAACGCUUCUGUGACAACAUUGAGGACAUGAUUGGCUACAGACCUCUAUCACUGAUCAAGUACUGCUGGCUGUAUGCCACCCCUCUUACUUGCAGUGGCACACUUGUGUUCUUGCUCCUGAGAUACACCCCCCUGAAGUUCAACAACUCCUAUGUGUAUCCGUGGUGGUCUUACUGGAUCGGCUGGUUUCUCGCCAUGUCAUCUCUUACCAUGAUUCCGGUCUCCAUGAUCAGCAAACUGGCCAAAGGAAAAGGGACUUUAUGGCAGCGCCUCAAAGCAAGCACCCAGCCUGCAGUUGACCUUCCAAUGAUGGCAAAGGAAAUGGCAAGCAUCAGUGCUGCACUGCAUGUCCAUGAUGGUGAAAAAACAGGCAAUAUUGAAUGAAAUGCCA